Messenger RNA from Anastrepha ludens (Mexican fruit fly), 3998 nucleotides. RefSeq names its product MOXD1 homolog 2 (gene olf413). NCBI's taxonomy places the organism in Eukaryota, Metazoa, Arthropoda, Insecta, Diptera, Tephritidae. Gene Ontology annotation, biological process: octopamine biosynthetic process; dopamine catabolic process; norepinephrine biosynthetic process. Gene Ontology annotation, cellular component: secretory granule membrane. The coding region runs from base 1380 to 3641 and encodes 753 amino acids. The record is from RefSeq and is a predicted model, not a curated record. The transcript is spliced from 10 exons. Gene Ontology annotation, molecular function: dopamine beta-monooxygenase activity; copper ion binding.
GCUGCAGUGUUUUCGUUGUUGUGUACGCACCCUGAUUCCAACUUCACACGAAAGGUUGAUGCCACGCGUACAAAUUACGUGAAUGCCAACGUGAGCACAACACGAAAAUGUUAAAACUCACAAAAACGACGUGAUCGGAACAGCAAAAAGUAAACUUAAUUAGAAACAUUUGUCGCACGUCUUUACCUCUGUGAACACCUAAUAAGAAUACACUGGAACAGCACAACCUCUACUUCCGAUAUUAAGAUCACGCUAAAUGUAAUAAAAUUGCGAUUAAAAUAAAGCCUCUGACACUAGCAGCUGCUAAACUAAAAGGAAGAAAAAAGCGGACUAGGACUUAAAAAAGCGGCGUGAGGCAGUUGAUUUCACUAACCGCCAGAGGCGUUCUUCUUGCCAGUCCUUAUAGCAAUAUAGGCCAAUAAGCUACCAAAAUUGUCAUUCCGUAAACAAGCGGAAACGCUAUUUAUACAUCAGGGCUGUGAUAUACCAAAAAGAAAAGAUAUCAAAAUAAAAACACAGAUACACAAAUGCACAAAAAGCUUGAAAAUAAGAACUACGCAAAGGCCAAAUAAACUAAAAUUGCUAAAAACAGAACAAAAAACGCAAAAAAGGCAGAUCAUAUGGAUACACGCUCGUAUAUACACACGUAUGUAUAUAUGAAUUGGUAUUUCUAAGCCAUAGGCAACAUUUGUUCACGAGGCAACAGCGCAUAAAAGUGUCCAUAGUAGUAGAUUUUCUCUUAUGCGGCCACCGGCUGAGAAAAUUGUUUUUAAUACGACAACAAAACGACCUAACUAUUGCAUAUUGAAGCUAUAAGUAAUUUCGCAAGGAGGCAACAGAACGGCUACGUCAGCGUUAUAGGACUUGGCAACUCGUUGGUCUGCAAACCGAUGGUAGCGGGACUUAAAGGCAAUAAAUGACGUGCGCCAAAUUGCCGUCAAGUUUAUUUUGAAGUACUUUCGGGUGGGGUACGAACAAGCAUAUGCCCAACUCCAUCUGGAUGUGUGUGUGUUGAGGUUUCUGUUUUGCAGCACACGCAUUUAUUAGCCGAGGUGCUAUGAAGAAAAAGAGCAAUCGACAACAAAGCACAUACUGACCGUCACUAACGAAAUAGGUUGGUCAACCUAAGUGUAAUUUAUAAAAACGAACUGCCAAAUCCGGUACACGCAGCAAAGUUGCAAACGGUCUGAACGCUUACGCACAUUUUCUAUUUUUUGCUUGCCAUUCGUUUUAAAAACUAUUAACACGCACCCGAAUGACCGGGUGUAGGUUCGCACAUAUACAAAGGCACUCAUAAGCUCUCAGAACCGCAUUCAAGCACACUCAUCGCGAUAUCAUUAAUUUAGAACGGAAAAUCGACGACGACCUCUGCAACAACAAUGGGCAUUGCAAAGAGUAUAAUUUCAGCUAAGGCAGCAGCACAGAAGGAGGAAGUGAAACAUUCAAGUUCAUCGCUGUCAUCGUUAAUCACAUGUUUUAUAUCCUGUUUCAUUGUGGUUGUGAGUUUCAUCUCUCCUCAAACAGCAGCGGCAGACACAGCAGCAACAUCAGCAGCAGAAAUGACAGCUAAGGUAGUUACAGUGAAUCACGGUGGCGAAGAUAUUACUUCCACCAUUGUUGGCCAAGGUGGCAGUCAUCUGGGGGCAUCUGGUGGUGGUGAUGGUGGCGGAGUUGGUGGGAACAGUUUGAGCUGGGAUCAUGCCGUCGAUUUGAAUGAGGAUUUUCGCAUUUUAUGGACAAUCAUUAAUCAGGAUAUUACGUUCGAAAUACAAGCACGUACGCUGGGUUACGUUGGAUUUGGAUUCUCGCCUGAUGGCAACCUUGCUGGCUCUGACAUCGCCAUCGGCUGGGUAGACAAGGGUCAAACAUAUUUUCAGGACCGUCAUAUCCACAAAAGUGAAAAUGUUGAACCUGUAGUGGACCCAUCACAGGACUAUAUACUUAUGUUGGGAUACGAGAAUGCAACGCACACCGUAUUAAGGUUUCGUCGAAAGUUGGACACUUGCGACACCAUGGAUGACAUCGCUAUAACAAAUAACACGAUGAGGCUUAUGUUUAUGUAUCAAAGUCGGGACCCUCCUCAUGGAUCAGUGCAACCUAGUACACUGCCUGAUCCAAAAUCCGCUUUUCGCCCAUAUCAUCCCAUGGUGCUUACCCAAAAGUCACAACCUCAUUUUCGAAGAGACGAUCAAAUGCGACAAGUAGAACUUCGGAAUGAGGACGUAGAACUGCCAAGCGGAGAUAGUACUUUAUCUUGGUGCAAAAUGUUCAAAUUGGAAGACGUUAAUCGCAAACAUCACCUAGUUCGGUAUAAGCCGAUAUAUGACUCAUCGUUCAGCAUACAUUACUUACAACAAAUUACGCUUUACGAGUGCCAGGAUUCCCAACCUGAACUUGAGAAGAUGGCACGCGAACAGGGCCGUCAAUGUAUGGGUAACCGAGAUAUGCCAUUAGCCUGCAAUGCCAUUGUUGCAUCGUGGUCACGCGGUUCAGAGGGUUUUACAUUUCCUGACGAAGCUGGAUAUCCAAUGGAAUCUCACAUGGCCAAGUACUACCUAAUGGAGACGCACUACACCAAUUUACAACCGGAUUUUGCUCAACUACACAGCCGUCAAAUGGCAGACAAUUCUGGCUUGCGGAUAUACUUCACCCACGUGCUGCGUCCAAAUGACGCUGGUAUUCUAUCAAUUGGCAUGGAUCCAAAUUGGCGGCACAUAAUUCCACCAGGACAAAAAGAGGUAAUCUCCGAAGGACAAUGCAUUGAGGACUGCACCGCCUAUGCUUUUCCGCCCCAAGGCAUUAACAUUUUUGCUGUGAUGAUGCGCACCCACCAAAUCGGCAAAGAAGUUAAACUGAGACAGAUACGGAAGACUGAAGAGCUUCCCCCAAUCGCAAUGGAUGCCAACAUCGACCCAGCUUACCAAGACUUUCGUCAUCUGCCAGCUCCGGUGCGGUCUAUGCCCGGUGAUCGACUCAUUGCCGAGUGCAUUUAUGAUAGUUCGUCACGGAAAGCAAUUACGCUAGGUGGCCUAACUAUGAAAGAGGAAAGUUGUUCAGUGCUAACACUUUACUACCCGCGCCAAAAGGAGCUUACAACGUGCCACUCUCUACCAAGUUUGCCAACAGUCUUACACUCACUGGGCAUCGAAGAGCUUGCAACUGACUCGAAUCCCGUUUUAAUUUCCGCACCUCCAGAAUUUGCUGGCAUGACACUGGAAGCACGAUUAAUAUCCUAUGACUGGCAAAAUCAGUUCGACGAGUUUCAAGAGGCAACUAGAAGUGGAUCCUUUAAACCUCUUUGCUGGGGUGCGAAAAAUCACGUUGUACCCGGCUCGGAGUACCUCGAGGGAUACAGCAUAAACAUAACAAAGUCCUAUAAGAAGCACAAAUACUGUAAACCAAAACAACGCAUAUUUGUUGCAGAGAGUAUUGGGCAAUCGGACCUUGAGCUGCCAGUGCUUCAUGAAAUGGACAACAAUAAUAUCAUCGAAGGCGCAGCGCGCAGCAGUCGGAGUUCGGCAGCCACCGAAAUGCAAGGAUUAAGCAAAGCUCAAGGCUACAGUAGAAGUUUUGCGACAACUUUUUGGUAUGCGAGCGCUUUCAUUGUUCUACAGCGGCUUAACCGAUGGUCCCUAACAUGAAGCUCCUAUUAAGCGCUCGCAAUUUCACAUCUUCAUUUGACCAGCCGCCUGACGCUAACGUUAUUAUAUGUCCUCCACUCCACCCAGUUCUCAGAUGAAUUAUGUAACUGCAUGAAUUCUUCGUUUUGUUUGUUACCUUAGUGUGUAGUAAAUUAUUGAUUAUUUUUAAUAUUUUUACAAUCUCGAAUUAUAGACUUACGAAAACCACGAUAGCACUGCGACGCUGCUCGUUAAGUGCACUCAUACCUACAUACAAAUAUUUAUAAACGCAAUGUAGCGAUAAUGAUACAAUACGCUAAAACUAUAAGCAUUAAAAAUCCGUGAAACUUAAAUGGAAAGCAAUAAUUAGUUAUCGAA